Lynx canadensis (Canada lynx) is the source of this 2506-nucleotide messenger RNA. It is a transcript of the gene RXFP2, whose product is annotated as relaxin family peptide receptor 2. Gene Ontology annotation, molecular function: G protein-coupled receptor activity; protein binding. The transcript has 19 exons. Lineage: Eukaryota; Metazoa; Chordata; Mammalia; Carnivora; Felidae. The record is from RefSeq and is a predicted model, not a curated record. Gene Ontology annotation, cellular component: membrane. The coding region runs from base 1 to 2385 and encodes 794 amino acids. Gene Ontology annotation, biological process: G protein-coupled receptor signaling pathway.
AUGAGUGACCACAAUGGCCAGCCAUCACUGGACAGUUUUUCAAACAGCGUUGUUAAUGACACGAUUAAUAACGACAUAGGUAUAAGGAGGAUACAUCUAAUACUUCAAUUGCUGAAAACCUAUUGUUACUUUUCUGGUAUUAAACAUCUCUUCAGCCUCAGACUGAUUGCAAUGUUCCUUCUACUUCAUUUCAUCAUCCUGAUAGAUGUCAAAGAUUUUGCACUGGCCAAGGGCAGUACAAUCACUUCUCUGUGCCCAAAAGGAUACUUUCCCUGUGGAAAUCUUACCAAGUGCUUACCCCGUGCUUUUCACUGUGAUGGUGUGGACGACUGCGGGAACCAGGCUGACGAGGAUAGCUGUGGAGACACUAGUGGAUGGGCGACCAUAUUUGGCACAGUCCAUGGAAAUGCUAAUUAUGUGGCAUUAACACAGGAGUGCUCUCUAAACCAGUAUCCACAACCCUGUGACUGCAAAGGAACUGAAUUGGAAUGUGUAAAUAUGGGCUUAAAGUCUGUGCCAGUGAUUUCCAGCAAUGCGACAUUACUGUCUCUUAAGGAAAACAAAAUUCACAGUCUUCCAGAUAAAGUUUUCAUCAAAUACACAGCACUUAAACAGAUAUUUCUUCAGCAUAAUUGUAUUACGCACAUAUCACGGAGAGCAUUUUUUGGAUUACAUAAUCUGCAAAUAUUGUAUCUCAGCCACAACUGUAUUACAACUCUCAGACCCGGAGUAUUCAAAGACUUACAUCAGCUAACUUGGCUAAUUCUAGAUGACAAUCCAAUAACCAGAAUUUCCCAGCGGUUGUUUACUGGACUAAAGUCCUUGUUUUUCCUGUCUAUGGUUAAUAACUACUUAGAGGCCCUUCCCAAACAGAUGUGUGCCCAAAUGCCUCAACUCAACUGGAUGGAUUUGGAAGGCAAUGGAAUAAAAUGUCUUACGAAUUCCACCUUUCUGUCAUGCAAUUCACUCACAGUGCUGUUUCUGCCUAGAAAUCAAAUUGAUUUUGUUCCAGAGAAGACAUUUUCUUCAUUAAAAAAUUUAGGAGAACUGGACCUGUCUAGCAAUAUGAUAAUGGAGCUACCAGCCCACCUUUUUCAAGACCUGAAGCUUCUACAGAAACUGAAUCUGUCGUCCAAUCCUCUUUUGUAUCUCCACAAGAACCAGUUUGAAAGUCUUAAACAGCUUCAGUCUCUAGACCUGGAAAGGAUAGAGAUUCCAAAUAUAAACACGCGGAUGUUUCAACCCAUGACGAAUCUUUCUCACAUUUAUUUCAAAAACUUUCGAUACUGCUCCUAUGCUCCCCAUGUCCGCAUAUGUAUGCCCUUGACUGACGGCAUUUCUUCAUUUGAGGACCUCUUGGCUAACAAUAUCCUCAGAAUAUUUGUCUGGGUUAUAGCUUUCAUAACCUGCUUUGGAAAUCUUUUUGUCAUUGGCAUGAGAUCUUUCAUUAAAGCUGAAAAUACGACCCACGCUACGUCCAUCAAAAUCCUUUGUUGUGCAGAUUGCCUGAUGGGUGUUUAUUUGUUCUUCAUUGGCUUUUUUGAUAUAAAAUACCGUGGGCAGUAUCAGAAGUAUGCGUUACUGUGGAUGGAGAGUUUACAGUGCCGCCUCAUGGGGUUCCUGGCCAUGCUGUCCACCGAAGUCUCCGUCCUGCUGCUGACGUACUUGACUUUGGAGAAGUUUCUGGUCAUUGUCUUUCCCUUCAGUAAUAUUCGUCCUGGAAAAUGGCAGACCUCGGUCAUCCUCAUUUGCAUCUGGAUUAUGGGAUUUUUAAUAGCUGUGAUUCCGUUUUGGAAUGAGGAUUAUUUUGGAAACUUUUAUGGAAAAAAUGGCGUGUGUUUCCCACUUUAUUAUGACCAAACAGAAGAUAUCGGAAGCAAAGGUUAUUCUCUUGGAAUUUUCCUAGGUGUGAACUUGCUGGCUUUUCUCAUCAUUGUGUUUUCCUAUAUUAUUAUGUUCUGUUCCAUUAAAAAAACUGCCUUGCAGACUUCGGAAGUGAGGAAUCAUGUUGGAAGAGAGGUGGCUGUUGCAAAUCGUUUCUUUUUUAUAGUGUUCUCUGAUGCCAUCUGCUGGAUUCCUGUAUUUGUAAUUAAAAUUCUCUCCCUCUUCCGGGUGGAAAUACCAGGCACAAUCACCUCCUGGAUAGUCAUUUUCUUCCUUCCAGUAAACAGUGCCUUGAACCCCAUCCUCUACACUCUCACAACCAGCUUUUUCAAAGACAAGCUGAAACAGCUGCUGCACAAACAUCGGAGGAAAUCCAUUUUCAAAACGAAGAAAGAAAGUCUCUCGACAUCCAUUGUGUGGACGGAUGACUCCUCCGCACUUAAACUUGGCGUUUUGAACAAGAUAACCCUCGGGGAUGGUAUAGUGAAGCCAAUUUCCUAGCAAUGGUUUUGGACCCCCGGACUUCCAGGGGACUACCUGUAAGAAAAGGACAGCGUUCGGAACAUGCUACCUGCAGUGCUUUUCAUCUCUCCCAACAGCAAACCUUUCUGCACAGAGAGCA